AUGGAGGCACAUAACCAAACAGUACUUUCAGAGUUCAUAAUUCUUGGCUUUCAAGAUCUGCAGGAUCUACGCCUUUUACUCUUCAGUGGAUUCUUGACCAUUUAUUUAUUCACAGUGCUGUGGAAUGCCUUCAUUAUCACAAUGGCCACAUUGGACCAGCGACUCAGAACUCCCAUGUACUUCUUUCUUGGUAACCUCUCUGUUCUUGAUAUCUGCUACACUACUACUACUAUUCCUCUGAUGCUGGGCCUCCUUCUCACACAGAGAAACAGCAUCUCUUAUAUAGGCUGUCUGCUUCAACUGUAUUUCUUCUUCUCCUUUGUAGGCACUGAAUGCCUUCUUCUGGCAGUUAUGGCCUUUGAUCGAUAUGUUGCUAUUUGCAAACCUUUGCAUUAUUCACUGGUUAUCAGAAGAACAUUUUGCCUUCAGCUAGUUACUAUAUGUUGGGCUGGUGGUUUCAUCAACUCUGCAAUACACACAUGUUUUGCCUCCAGGUUGCCUUUCUGUGAUGACAACCGCCUUGAUGCUUUCUACUGUGAUAUCCCUCCUCUGCUAAAGCUCUCUUGUGGAGAUAUUACCCUCAAUCAAAGGCUUUUGUUAUUCAUUGGCCUGAUCAUAGCUUGGACACCCCUUUUCUGUAUUCUUCUGUCAUAUGCUUACAUCAUUUCAACUGUCUUGAAAAUACGCUCCACAGAAGGAAGACAAAAAGCUUUCUCCACCUGCUCUUCUCAUCUCACUGUAGUUCUCCUGUAUUAUGGCAGUUGCAUUUUCACCUAUUUAAGACCCAUUUCUUCUCAGUCAUCAGUGAAUACGAAGUUGAUCCCACUAAUGUAUAGUAUCUUGACACCAUUGUUAAAUCCAGUCAUAUAUACCUUGCGCAACAAGGAUGUGAAAAAAGCUAUCCAAAGUGCAAUGGGUAAGGUUUGA
Messenger RNA from Anolis sagrei ordinatus, 927 nucleotides. RefSeq names its product olfactory receptor 5V1-like. NCBI's taxonomy places the organism in Eukaryota, Metazoa, Chordata, Lepidosauria, Squamata, Anolidae. Gene Ontology annotation, molecular function: olfactory receptor activity; G protein-coupled receptor activity. The record is from RefSeq and is a predicted model, not a curated record. Gene Ontology annotation, biological process: G protein-coupled receptor signaling pathway; detection of chemical stimulus involved in sensory perception of smell. Gene Ontology annotation, cellular component: plasma membrane.